Fonsecaea multimorphosa CBS 102226 is the source of this 1548-nucleotide messenger RNA. RefSeq lists its product as uncharacterized. The record is from RefSeq and is a predicted model, not a curated record. NCBI's taxonomy places the organism in Eukaryota, Fungi, Ascomycota, Eurotiomycetes, Chaetothyriales, Herpotrichiellaceae. Gene Ontology annotation, cellular component: nucleus. Gene Ontology annotation, biological process: rRNA base methylation. Gene Ontology annotation, molecular function: 23S rRNA (adenine(1618)-N(6))-methyltransferase activity. The coding region runs from base 1 to 1548 and encodes 515 amino acids. The transcript is spliced from 6 exons.
AUGCCGGCCCCCGACAACAUCUACGAGAACGAUGUGGAUUUCACCACGCUGGCACUUCAAUAUCCCGACUUCGCGAAAAGGCUAAAACCCAACCGCCAGCUCGACUUCUCCGACCCAGAAAGCGUCAGACAAUUGACUAAAUGCCUCCUUCAUCGAGACUUCGAUCUCACCGUCGGCCUGCCCGAGGAUAGGUUGUGUCCGCCUGUCCCGAACCGGUUCAACUACAUUCUCUUCAUCCAGCGUCUGCUGGACAGCACCUCUCCAUCGUUCCACCAAGGUUUCGAUCCCGACAGGCAGGUGAUUGGACUCGAUAUUGGCACAGGCGCAUCUGCAAUCUACCCGCUCCUUGCUUGCCGGCAACGGCCUCAAUGGCGCUUCCUGGCGACAGAGAUCGACGAAAAGAACCGCGAGUACGCGCAGAGAAAUAUCCUCGCCAACAAGUUGCAGUCAAGAAUUAAAUUGAUCGAUACGGACGACAAAGGAGACCGGCUGAUCCCUACGGAACAGCUUGAGAGAUUUGAUCGGAUCGACAUCCUCAUCACCAACCCACCAUUCUACUCCUCUCCACAAUCCCUGCUCGAGUCCGCGCGACAAAAAUCCCGCCCUCCAAACUCCAGCUGCACGGGCGCCGCGGUGGAAAUGAUCACGCCCGGCGGCGAAGUCGGCUUCGUGUCGAAACUCGUCGCCGAAUCACGCCUGCCCGUGAACAGGUCAAAAAUCCAAUGGUUCAGCGCCAUGCUGGGCAAGCUGUCGAGCGUGGGGCUUGUCGUGGAGCGACUCAGGGAGAGCAGGUGUAAUAACUAUGCGGUGGCAGAGUUCGUCCAGGGCCAGAGGACGCGGCGGUGGUGCGUCGCUUGGAGCUGGAUGGGGUUGAGACCGGCCAACGACGUGGCGCGGUCGCUGGGGAGUGGGAGCGGUGUCGAGAAAAAGGUGUUGCCUGCGAUUACGGAGGUGGAGUUUGACCUCCAGAACCUCAUGGCCGAUGAGUUGCGUGGCCCCCGAGGCGGAAGAGAUGGCGUGCAGCAGAACGUGCUACUAGAUCGGAUCGGCGCGGAGAUCCAGUCCCUGACCGGCGACGGCGUGCGAUGGAAGGUCGAGCGCACGGGGAGUGUCGGGAUGUUCAUGUCUAGGGACGGAGACGUGUGGAGUCGGAAUGCGAGGAGGAAGAAAAAGAACACCGAGCGUGAACGUGGUGGCCCUGACCAUGAUCUCGAAUCCCACACGAACCGGAACCGCGUCGCGGACGACAAGGCAAGGCGAAAUAAACCACCUGCAGAUGCAGACACGGAUAUGAAGGAUGACGACGACUCCGACUCCGACUCGUCAGAGGAAGAAUCUGAACCGGCCCUCGUCGCCCGCAUCUCCGUUACGCCCUCGCCCUCUUCCUCUCCCUCUCCCUCGCAUUCUCGUCCUGAUCCUGCGACCGACACCCCGGCGACCAUGCGGAUCCACAUGCGCCAUCUCCAGGGCCACGACACGGUUCUCUUUGAGAGUUUCUGCGGCUGGCUCAGGAGGAAGAUUGUGGCGUCGCCGUCGUCUUCAUCGUGA